AUGGAACACCCCACGGCCCCUUUGCCCCUUCGUCUCGCCGCCUGCGCCAGCUUGGCUGCGGCCCCGUGGCUGGCGGCGCUCGCGCCGCAGAUGCUGCGGGCGCUCUCCCUGCGGGCGCGCCACCCCGCCGAGCGCCUCGAAGUCCUCGCCGCCCACGUGCGCAUGUCCUCCUCCAGCGCGAGGUCGUCGCCAGAGAGUGCACCCCUGGCUGCGGCGCUGGUGGCCGUGUUUGAGGAGGUCAAGGCCUUCGGCGAUUGCGCAGAGGACGACCGCGCCAAGCUGCAGGCAGUUGCCUGGGAGUCGUCGGUGCGCGUCGCCGAGGCGGCCCUCGCGGCGGGGCUGGCGCAGCGGGCGAAGGAGUGGGCCUCCUGGGCGGCGCACUUCUGCGAGGGGGACGCCGGCAGGCUCGCGGACGCGCGCCUCCUGGUGGCCCUCUGCCACCUCUCCUGCGGGCUGCGCGAGGAGGCCCUCGCCGAGGCGGGGGCGGCGCUGGCGGGGUGCCCCGGGCACGCCCCGGCCCUGGAGCUGCUCCAGGCCGACGCGGCGCGGCGUGGCGACCGGGCGGGCGCGGCGGCGCUGCUCGCCGCGCGCCCACGCGACGGCGGGUCUCUGGCAGCUCGGGCAGGGGCCCUGGUGCGAACCCUGCGCAACGAGGUGCCCGCCGGGCGGCCUCCGGAGGCGGCUCGCACUCCAGCGCGCGUGCUGCGCUCGCGCCUGCAGCUGGCCGUGGCGCUGCAGAUGCCCGCGUCCGAGGUCACCGAGCUGCUGUCAGCGUUCGCCACGCUCCUCGAGCAGAUGCAGAUCAGCGCCUGCUCCGAGUCCAAGGGCGGCUCGGCAACUGAGGAGGCGGAGGCAGGAACGGGGGCAGCCAAGUGCGCGGCCAGAGACGAGGCCUGGGAGGUGGUGCGGCUGACGAACGAGUACGCGGAGGCGUGCCGCAGAGACGGGGCGUGGAACAGUUGCGGCGAGGUCCUCGAGGCCCUGUCCCUACUGCAGCACAGGCUUGGCGCGGCUCCGCUCGAGCAGGCCCGCUGUCUUGUCCACCGCGCCGACGCCCUAGUUUGCGGGCUCGCGGAUGAGGAGUCCUCCAGCGACUUGCCAGGCGGCCCGGCGGAGCGAGCGGGCGCCUUGGUGCAGGAGGCGCGCCAGCUCCUGAGCCUGAGCGACCACUGCGGCCCUGGGCAGCAGCCAGACUGGGGGCGACUGCGCGACCUGGCCUGGCUGCUGGAGAUGAAGCUGUGCUGCCGCCUCGGCACGACCGCCACUGCGGCGUUCCUGCGCGAAGUGCGCCUCGCGGCCGAGGGCCCGCAGGGGCCAGCCGCCGAGCCCCCGCCGCCGCUGCUCCUGCUGGCGCAGGCCGCUCCCAGGGCGACCCCUGCCGGCGCCGACGUCGCCAGCCUCUGCCUGCGCCUCCGCCUGGCCACGACGGCGCAGCCGGCGAAGGCGCGUGCGGGCACUGCGGCGGUUGGCCGCGCCGGGCUGUGCCGCCAGCUGCUGGACCUCCUGCCGCAGCAGGAGGAACGGCUCGAGGCGGUGCGCGACCUGUACUUGCAGUGGCACCUGGAGGGCAGCGGCCAGGGUGUCCCGGCAGGCGGUUUCGGACCCGACGGCGAGGAGGAAGUUUGGUGGUUGCUGGCCUUCUCGUGGGACAGCGCCUCGCGUUCUUGGCUCUGCGGUGACCACAGGCAAAGCAAGGCCUGGGCCGAUGUCGGCGUCGGACUGCUCCAGGCAUGCUCGAAGGCAGGCUGCUUACCCAGCUCAAUUCCGCUCGGAGGUCCCACGACAACCCGUGAUGAUGGUGCAGGAGAGGCUUGA
Prorocentrum cordatum is the source of this 1815-nucleotide messenger RNA. The record is from the annotation of a GenBank genome assembly. NCBI's taxonomy places the organism in Eukaryota, Dinophyceae, Prorocentrales, Prorocentraceae.